This is a messenger RNA of Gordionus sp. m RMFG-2023, 2364 nucleotides long. Its product is annotated as polyribonucleotide nucleotidyltransferase 1, mitochondrial-like. NCBI's taxonomy places the organism in Eukaryota, Metazoa, Nematomorpha, Gordioida, Chordodea, Parachordodidae. Gene Ontology annotation, cellular component: mitochondrion; cytosol. Gene Ontology annotation, molecular function: 3'-5'-RNA exonuclease activity; RNA binding; polyribonucleotide nucleotidyltransferase activity. The record is from RefSeq and is a predicted model, not a curated record. Gene Ontology annotation, biological process: mitochondrial RNA 3'-end processing; mitochondrial mRNA catabolic process. The transcript has 18 exons. Bases 24 to 2330 code for a protein of 768 amino acids.
UUGAGUAUAUUUAUUAUUUUAAAAUGCUCAAGAAAAAAUCUGUGUUUUAUUUUCUGAAAUACUAUUCAACAUCCUCACAUAAUAACUUAUCAAAAAAAUUUGAUAUAAAAACUGGAAAAUUAGCUAAAUUAGCUGAUGGCUCAGUGACAGUUAAUAUAGGAGAUACAUGUGUAAUGGUAACUGCUGUUAGUUCUAAAAAACCUACAGCCAUAUCUUCUUUUAUUCCUUUAACUGUGGAUUAUAGACAGAAAUCCUCAGCAGCGGGAAGAAUUCCUACAAAUUAUUUGAGAAGGGAACUUGGAUUAUCAGAUAAAGAAAUUUUAACCAGUAGAAUGAUUGAUCGUUCAAUAAGACCAUUAUUUCCUUUUGGCUAUUCAUCAGACACACAAGUUAUUUGUAAUUUGUUAGCUGUUGAUGGUGUGAAUGAUCCAGAUAUCGCUUGCAUAAAUGGAGCCUCAGCAGCUUUAACAAUAUCUGAUAUUCCAUGGAAUGGACCCGUAGCUGCUGUUAGGUUAGGCCUUUUAGAUGGAGAAAUCCUGGUCAACCCAACUCGAAAAGAACAACAAAAGAGUAAGCUAAAUUUGGUGAUAGCUGGAAUGGAACACAACAAAGUAGUCAUGUUAGAAGGAAACGGCCAAGAAAUUAGCGUUACGGAAUUAAUGAGAGCUAUGAAGUUAGGCGCCAAAGAAAUAUCCUCCAUUGUAAAAAAUAUAAGAACUUUAGGGCAAAAAUACGGUAAAUGCAAACGUCAGAAUACCCUGACGAGUCAAGAUAUAUCGCUAAGAAAAGAGCAAGAAAUCUCCAUGAAGGCAUAUUUAAAGGAAUCCGGGAAUGAAGGAAAUUUGAGAAAAAUAUUAACCAACAACGAUUUGGAUAAACAGGAACGGGACGUAGAGUUGACAGCUUUUCGUAAUGCCACAAGCGAAAAAUUGAGAGAAAAGUUUAAUUCCAUCGAACCUCACGUUAUAUCAGAUAUCGUUUCGUAUUUCGUGAAAGAAUAUUUAAGAUCCUUGAUUCUAAACGAAGAAAUCAGAUGCGACGGCAGAGAAUUAGACGAGUUAAGGGAAAUUAAAUGCGAGGUCGACCUAUAUAAACCUCUACACGGUUCCGCCCUUUUUAGUAGAGGUCAAACUCAAGUAUUAUGUACCGUUACUUUCGAUUCAUUAGACGCUGCCUUCAAAUCCGAUCCUAUAUCCAUACUAACAGGAUCGAUAAAAGAGAAAAAUUUCAUGCUACAUUACGAAUUCCCCCCUUACGCUACAAAUGAGGUAGGUAGAAGUGGAUUCAUAGGUCGAAGGGAGUUGGGUCAUGGGGCCUUAGCCGAAAAGGCGCUUAGAGAAGUUAUUCCACAAGAUUUUCCUUUUACCAUUCGUUUAACCUCCGAAGUUUUAGAAUCAAAUGGGUCCUCUUCGAUGGCUACAUGCUGUGGUGGUAGCUUAGCCCUCAUGGAUGCAGGAGUUGACAUAAGUUCUCCCAUUGCGGGUGUGGCUAUAGGGCUAGUCACUGAUUAUGCACACGAGAUGGAAUCGAAUGCUAGUUCUUUUGACAUAAAAUCGAAGGAAAAAGAGUUUAAUUACAAAAUAUUGACGGAUAUUUUGGGUAUCGAAGACUAUUUUGGCGACAUGGAUUUUAAGAUAGCCGGCACUAAGAAAGGGAUUACAGCUCUUCAAGCGGAUAUUAAAAUCCCUGGUGUUCCUUUAUUAAUAAUUCAAGAAGCUCUGGAACGAAGCCGUUUAGCUAAACUUAAAAUUCUAAAAAUAAUGAACUCUACUUUAGCCAUCCCUAAAAAUGAUAAAGAAAAUAAGCCUCUUUCCGAAAAAUUGGUGAUACCUCUAGCUAAGCGGGCAAAAUUUAUGGGUUACGGGGGUUACAACGUUAAAAAAUUGGUUUCUGAUACAGGCGUGCAAAUAUCCCCCAUUGACGAGACAACCUUUUCGCUUUUUGCCCCUAAUAAAAUUGCCAUGGAUGAGGUUAGAGAGCGAAUCAAGGAAUUGCUAUCGGAUACCCUUAGUUCGUCGACAGAACCGACUUUUGAAUUCGGUUCUAUCUUACAUGCCAAAAUAGUGGAGAUUAGAGAUAUAGGGGUCAUGGUUUUAUUGCAUCCUACAAUGCAUCCAACUCUGCUUCAUAAUUCUCAGCUGGAUACUCGGAAGAUUAAUCAUCCGAGUGCCUUGGGGUUAGAAAUAGGCCAAGAAAUAAUGGUAAAAUAUUUUGGCAGGGAUCCUGUAACCGGUAAGAUCAGAAUAUCAAGAAAAGUUAUCGCGAAUCUAAACCCUUCUUUGGUUCCAAAAUCCGAAGAUAAUAACGAUACUCGGAAUAUAUCAUUUUAACAUCUAUCUCUCAAACUCUAAAUAUCAUUAUUAU